Molecule: messenger RNA, 2976 nt
Organism: Phycodurus eques (leafy seadragon)
Lineage: Eukaryota; Metazoa; Chordata; Actinopteri; Syngnathiformes; Syngnathidae
Product: integrin beta-1-like
Exons: 15
Coding region: 377-2776 (799 amino acids)
Biological process (GO): cell-matrix adhesion; cell migration; integrin-mediated signaling pathway
Cellular component (GO): focal adhesion; cell surface; integrin complex
Molecular function (GO): fibronectin binding; collagen binding involved in cell-matrix adhesion; C-X3-C chemokine binding
Source: RefSeq, a predicted model, not a curated record
AAGGGUUGUUUGUUCAGUUCAGUCAGAGCGGUGAGUGGGGCAUCUCAUGAAAAAACAGCCGAGUUGUUCCCAGGAAAAGGACCUGCCGUCUCCGACCAACCGAUGAAGCCUCCUCUCCGCUUGACUUUCGUAACUUAACGAGGACUAAAUAUUAGUGGGAAAACAAGACAAAAAGUCCCCCAAAGCUGUGGAAAAGUUGCCUGAGUAAAAAAACCAAGCGAACCCUGGUGACGUUUUUUUUUUUUUUUUUUUUUUUCUCCCAGCUAGCUGUCGCACAGCUACUUACUCUUUCAUUGUGCUUUUGUGGGAUACAAUAUUGCUUUCUGUUGGAAUAAUACGUUAUUGAAUUUGUGACUCUACUGGAACUAACUACAAGAUGAAUCUACAGCUAAUUGUGCUAGCAUUGUCGUUAGCGCUGUUGAGCUUCAGCCAAGCGCAACAAGAGGGAAGCGUAUGCAUCAAGUCCAACGCUCAGUCGUGCGGUCAGUGCAUCCAAGUGGCCGAGUCAUGCGGAUGGUGCACAGAUGAGGGCUUCCUCUCGGUGGGUGAGUCCAAGUCUGCUCGCUGCGACGACCUUGAGUCUCUGAGGACCAGGAAGUGUAACGUGGCCAAAAUCGAGAACCCUCGCGGCAGCAUUGUGAUCAACAAGAACAAACCUGUCACCAACCGCAAGAAGGAUGAGAUGGACAAGCCCAAACCAGAGCAGAUUACGCAGAUCCAGCCUCAGAAGCUCACCCUCACCCUCAGAUCCGGUGAGACACAGACUUUCGAUCUGAAGUUCAAGCGAGCUGAGGACUACCCCAUUGACCUGUACUACUUGAUGGACCUAUCUUUCUCCAUGAAGGACGAUUUGGACAACGUCAAGAAUCUUGGCACAGAUCUCAUGAGAGAAAUGCAGACCAUCACCUCAGACUUUAGGAUUGGGUUCGGCUCAUUCGUGGAGAAGACAGUGAUGCCGUACAUCAGCACCACUCCGGCGCGCUACAAGAACCCAUGCACAGGGAACCAGAACUGUACUAGCCCCUUCAGCUACAAGAAUGUCCUGAAGCUGACCAACAAGGGUGACCAAUUCAACCAGCUGGUCAGCCAGCAGCAGAUCUCAGGAAACCUGGACUCUCCCGAGGGAGGCUUUGACGCAAUCAUGCAGGUGGCUGUGUGCGAGGAGCAGAUCGGCUGGAGGAACGUCACUCGCCUCCUCGUCUUCUCCACGGACGCGGGAUUCCACUUUGCCGGGGAUGGAAAACUGGGUGGUAUCGUACUCCCCAAUGAUGGGAAAUGUCACCUGGAGAACAACAUGUACACCAUGAGUCACUACUACGACUACCCCUCCAUCGCCCAUUUAGUGCAGAAACUGAGCGACCACAACAUCCAGACUAUCUUUGCCGUCACAGAGGAAUUCCAACCAGUUUACAAGGAGCUGAAAAAUCUGAUUCCCAAAUCGGCUGUGGGAACACUGUCAUCCAAUUCCAGCAACGUCAUCAAACUCAUCAUUGACGCUUACAAUUCUUUGUCGUCUGAAGUCAUUCUGGAAAAUGGCAGGCUUCCGGAAGGAGUUUCCAUCUCCUACAAGUCCAUCUGUAAGAACGGCGUGGAGGGUACCGGCGAAAACGGCAGGAAGUGCUCCAACAUCUCCAUCGGAGAUGAGGUAACCUUCAAGAUCUCCAUUGAAUCCCAGAAGUGUCCGUCGCACGGCAAGCCGGAGAGCAUCAAGAUUAAACCGCUGGGCUUCACCGAGGAGGUGGAGGUGGUCCUCAACUUCAUCUGCGAGUGUCAGUGCUCGGCACAGGGAGAGCCCAACAGCAAAAAGUGUGACGAUGGCCACGGCACCUUUGAGUGCGGUGCCUGCAAGUGCAACGAGGGUCGCAUUGGGCGUCUGUGUGAGUGCAGCACGGACGAGGUUCGUACGGAGGAUCUGGAUGCCAACUGCCGCAAGGAUAAUGGCACAGACAUCUGCAGCAACAACGGCGACUGCGUUUGUGGAACCUGCGAGUGCAAGAAAAGAGAGAACCCCGCUGAGAUCUAUAGCGGAAAGUACUGCGAGUGCGACAACUUCAACUGCGACCGCUCCAACAACAAGCUCUGCGGAGGCCACGGUCGUUGCGAGUGUCGCGUGUGCGUUUGUGAAAACAACUACACGGGCAGCGCGUGCGACUGCUCCCUGGACACCUCCACCUGCCUGGCCAAGAAUGGACAGAUCUGCAAUGGACGAGGAACCUGCGAGUGUGGAGUCUGCAAAUGUACUAACCCCAAGUUCCAGGGACCCACUUGCGAGAUCUGCCCCACCUGCCCCGGGGUCUGUGCGGAGCACAAGGAGUGUGUACAGUGCCAAGCGUUCCAAGCGGGUGAGAAAAAGGACACGUGUGAGCGCGACUGCAGCGACUUUAUGCUGAGAAAGGUGAAGGACCGCAAGGAUCUUCCUCAGCCCACCGACCAGAGCUUCCCCCUCACGCACUGCAAGGAGAGAGACGCCAACGACUGUUGGUUCUACUACACCUUUGCCAUCAGGAACGACACCAAGGAGGUCUACGUCGUCGAGAUCCUGGAAUGCCCGGCGGGUCCUGACAUAAUCCCAAUCGUCGCUGGAGUGGUCGCCGGUAUCGUGUUGAUCGGACUGGCCCUGCUGCUCAUCCUCAAACUGCUCAUGAUCAUCCACGACCGCCGAGAGUUCGCCAAGUUUGAGAAGGAGAAGAUGAACGCCAAGUGGGACACGGGUGAGAAUCCCAUCUACAAGAGUGCCGUUACCACGGUGGUCAAUCCUAAAUACGAAGGUAAAUAAUGGAGUGUCUACUCUGCCAAGGAAACACUGUAUAAAAAGAAAAUUGGGGCUUUGUGUGUGUGUGUGUGUGUGUGGGGGGGGGGGGGGGGUUAACAUGUUGUCACUGUUUGAUUUUGCGCCACUAUCGCUCUUAUUUUACUCUGCAUCAAAAAAAAAUGUGGGAUUUCAUUUUGUAUUGUUUUCAUUAAGGUACUGAUCUU